Molecule: messenger RNA, 633 nt
Organism: Perognathus longimembris pacificus (Pacific pocket mouse)
Lineage: Eukaryota; Metazoa; Chordata; Mammalia; Rodentia; Heteromyidae
Gene: Prg2
Product: proteoglycan 2, pro eosinophil major basic protein
Exons: 5
Coding region: 1-633 (210 amino acids)
Biological process (GO): immune response
Source: RefSeq, a predicted model, not a curated record
AUGAAACUCCUGCUCCUGGCUCUUCUGGUUGGAGCUGUGUCUGCUCUUCAUCUGAUGAGUAAGUCUCCUUUGCCUUUGAGCCCCUUGGACGAUAAGAUCCUGAAGGAGGAGGAGAUGCUCACACAGGAAGCUGAGGAGAUUACAUCUGAGGAGCGGAUGGCGCUAGAGGAGGAGGAAGGCUCUGGAAUGGAAGAGGCCUCUGGGGAAGAGGGAGCUGUGGAGUCGGUCUCAUCCCUGGAUGUAGCAAACAGCAGCCUUCAGUGUCCGGCAAAAGAGGACACAGUGAAACUGGUGGGCAUCCCUGGAUGCAAAACCUGCCGCUACAUCCUGCAUGUUUGCCACAGGUGCUACCGGGGUAACCUCGUCUCCAUCCACAAUUCUAUCUCUAACUACCAAAUCCAGUGCUUGGUCAGUGUGCUCAACCAAGGUCAAGUCUGGAUUGGAGGCAGGAUCUCAGGUUCGGGUCACUGCCAGCGCGUUUUCUGGGUCGACCACAGCCCUUGGAAUUUUGCAAACUGGGCUGCCGGCCAGCCUUGGGCCUGUGGUGGCCAAUGCGUGUCCAUGUGUGUCCAAGGAGGCCGCUGGCGCCGAUCUCAUUGUGCCAUGAAACUCCCCUUCAUCUGUUCCUAUUGA